Molecule: messenger RNA, 1631 nt
Organism: Spea bombifrons (plains spadefoot toad)
Lineage: Eukaryota; Metazoa; Chordata; Amphibia; Anura; Pelobatidae
Gene: PLD3
Product: phospholipase D family member 3
Exons: 12
Coding region: 89-1582 (497 amino acids)
Molecular function (GO): catalytic activity
Source: RefSeq, a predicted model, not a curated record
AUGCAACUUCUUUACCCCAAACAUCUCUGCUCCACGGAAAGAGUCCCUGCGCGGCCGUCUUACUAGGUGAAGCUGAUUGGCCAACGCAAUGAAGCCCCCUGUAUUGUACAAAAAGAUAGGGACGCAGGAGGAACAAGGGGUUGCCGGUAUCCGGUUCGGCCAUCGGGAUGAGACGGCCCGCAGGCUGUACCUGUGUGCCGUCACCGCUGCCGUUGCCGUUACCGUGCUGUUCUGCAUCCUGGCUUCUCAGAUGUUCUUUCCUUUCUGCUUCUCGACAUCUCAAGUGAAGACAGAGACGGUCCUCCUGAACCAGGACAACAGCUGCGACGAUCCGUGCAAGUUUGUGCUGGUGGAGAGUAUCCCCGAAGGGCUGGUCUACGACUCCAACGCUACAAGCAACCCCUCGACGUUCCAGUCGUGGAUGAACCUCCUCGCGGAGGCGCAAACCAGCGUGGACAUUGCAUCCUUUUAUUGGUCGAUGACCAACGAAGACACUCAUACACAGCAGCCUUCAGCCAAUGAGGGAGAAUUAAUCCUUCAAGAACUCGUGAAACUGAAACAGAGGGGGGUAACUCUUCGGGUCGCUGUUAGCCCCACUAACUCUCCCACCAAGGACAAGGACAUUAAUGCUCUGAAGGACAGUGGAGCUGAGGUGCGUGUGGUGGAUCUGCCGCGACUCACAGAUGGGGUUCUGCACACGAAGUUCUGGGUUGUUGAUAAUAAGCACAUGUACAUCGGCAGCGCCAACAUGGACUGGCGGGCCCUCACACAGGUAAAGGAGCUUGGAUCCUCCGUCUACAACUGCAGCUGCCUGGCCCAAGACCUGGAGAAGAUCUUCCAAGUUUAUUGGGCCCUGGGCCUGCCUAAUUCCACCAUCCCUUCCCCGUGGCCAGAUAACUAUUCCACUGCCUACAACCUGCGCACUCCUCUGGAAGUGGCUCUGAACGACACCCCGUCCCACGUCUACCUGUCUAGCUCUCCACCCCCUCUAUCUGCGAAAGGCAGAACAGACGACAUCCAGGCCCUCCUGAGCGUGAUAGACGAUGCCAAGAAGUUUGUGUACAUCUCUGUCAUGGAUUAUACCCCCACGCAGGAGUUCGCCUACCCAAAGAGAUACUGGCCGGCGAUUGACAGUCGUCUGCGGGAAGCCGUGUACGAGAGGCGAGUGUCGGUGCGCCUGCUGAUCAGCUGCUGGAAGAACUCCAAGCCGUACAUGUUCCCGUUCUUGGAGUCCCUGGCUGCGCUGCACAGCAACAAAUCCCACUUUGACAUUCAAGUGAAAAUCUUUGUAGUCCCAGCAACUCCGGAACAGAAAAAGAUUCCUUAUGCCAGGGUGAACCACAACAAGUAUAUGGUGACCGACCGCGUGGCUUAUAUAGGAACGUCUAACUGGUCCGGGGAUUAUUUCAUGCGCACGGCAGGCUCCGCGCUGAUCGUAAACCAAACGAUCUCUGCCAACGCCACCAACACCGUCCAAGAGCGGCUACUAGACGUGUUCGAGCGGGACUGGAAUUCCAAUUACAGCCAUCCUCUCCGCGGCUUGGAGUCCACGAGCUCAUGGAGCGAUAAAUGCAACUUCUAGAGAAAUCCCGGAAACGGCCAAGCGUUUGGAGCGCGAAGCUUCCCGGGCA